This is a messenger RNA of Doryrhamphus excisus (bluestripe pipefish), 3039 nucleotides long. RefSeq lists its product as uncharacterized. Lineage: Eukaryota; Metazoa; Chordata; Actinopteri; Syngnathiformes; Syngnathidae. Gene Ontology annotation, molecular function: RNA polymerase II cis-regulatory region sequence-specific DNA binding; DNA-binding transcription factor activity, RNA polymerase II-specific. Gene Ontology annotation, biological process: regulation of transcription by RNA polymerase II. The record is from RefSeq and is a predicted model, not a curated record.
AUUGCAAGUCACUGCUGCAACCAGCCAGGGAUGGAUUUAAGAAGAAGAAAAAAGGGUAAACUGUAACAAGGAAGGCAGCGAUCUUUGUUAUCAUUUAAAAAUGUCCUCUGUUCAGAUUUUAAGAGCAUUUGUCAGUGAGAGACUGACGGUGGUUGUGGAGGAAAUAAUGGGGAUGUUUGAGAAAACUAUAGCCGAAUAUGAGGAGGAGAUCUGUCAUCAUCGAAGGCUGCUGGAAGCUAAUCAGCUGUCCGACAAGAUCAUCGAUAACUGCGAUGGAUCUCAGCACAUCCGGCCUGUGAAGAUCUCUCCAGGGCAUCAGGAGACAAGUCCAAUGCCUCCAUACAUCAAAGAAGAACAAGAAGAAGUCUGGGCAAGUCCCAUAAUAAAUCAGGAGGAGAUUGAUACCCCCGACAUCCUUUUCCACUCUACUUGUGUGGACAGUGGAGGUGCUAAAGGGGAAAUGCUGCCCCCUAGCAUACAGCCAAGUGUUCCCCACAGAGGGACGGCUUCUCCAGCCGCCAGCAUCCCAGUCGGGCACAUUGAAGGCCGACUUUACGGAGAAGACUGCGGGAGCUCUGUUGUUGAAAUGGAUGCUGCCGGUGCCGACAACAGCCAACCUGCCACUUUUCAUUUUCUAACGCAAGACUUGAAUAAAGAACCGCAGACAUCGUCGGAAUCAUGGAAGCACACAAUUCCCGUGCCGCCUCAGAGCUCUCUUAAGGAGGCCAGAUGUUACAAGUGCAGCGAGUGCGGCAAAAUCUUCAAAUACAACCACAACUUGCAGAGACACAAGUCGUGUCACACGGGAGAGAGACCGUUUGGCUGCAUUGAAUGCGGCAGGAAAUUUAAUCAAAAGGCAAGUUUGGACAGACACAAACGAGUGCACACAGGAGAAAAGCCUUUUAGUUGUUUCUUCUGCGGUAAGAACUUCACCCGGAGGGGGACGUUAACGUCCCACAUGAGAUUUCACACAGGAGAGAAGCCUUUCUGUUGCUCUGUUUGCAAGAAAAAUUAUAACAACAGAGAGACGCUGGUAAAGCACAUGAGCACACAUGAAACUUACACAAGCUAACAAAAACGUCCAUUUUUGGAGAUGAAAGCGAAUAACGGUACUAGUUGUUGAAAUGAUUAGUCAUCCCUACAAAUAAACAUCUCUUUUGCAAUGUUUUCCACCUCAAACUGGCUUGUGUGAGAGACUACACCCUGGACUGGUGGCCAGCCAAUCACAGGGCACAUAUAGACAAACAACCAUUCACACUCACAUUCAUACCUAUGGACAAUUUGGAGUCGCUAAUUAACCUAGCAUGUUUUUGGAAUGUGGGAGGAAACCGGAGUACCCGGAGAAAACCCACGCAUGCACGGGGAGAACAUGCAAACCUCACACAGACAUGGCCGAGGGUGCAAUUGAACCCUGGUCUCCUAGCUGUGAGGUCUGCACGCUAACCACUCGACCGUGCCGCCAAAAACAUAUUAGUAUGUAAAAAAAAUAACACGUUAACUAAUUUACAAAUGUAGAAAGAUAUCUUCAUGAUGCAUUCAUGGACACUCGGAACAUCACAACGUCUUUAAUGUGUGUGUAUGUUUGGUCUAAAUAAACAUUAAUUUAUUCAUUAAUUUUCUACCACUUAUCCUCGCUUGGGUGCUGGAGCCUAUCCCAGCUGUCUUCGGGCGAGAGGCGGGGUACACCCUGGACUGGUGGCCAGCCAAUCACAGGGCACAUAUAGACAAACAACCAUUCACACUCACAUUCAUACCUAUGGACAAUUUGGAGUCGCCAAUUAAGCUAGCAUGUUUUUGGGAUGUGGGAGUACCCGGAGAAAACCCACAAAUGCACAGGGAGAUUGUCAAAAUAAACACUUUGUCACCAAGUCUUAAAGCGUAGGUACAAUUUGUUGCAUUUAAGUAUGCUCGGAAAUCCCCAACUCAAAACGUGAAUUUAAGUUAGCUUUCUGUGUGUGUUAUUGUGAAAAUUAGCAACAAUUAGCAUAAUAGGUCCACUUUUAAAAGCAUUUUUAGAAUGUGUCAAUGAAAAACACCCGCGGGACACAAAUGGCUCCCGAAGAAAGACGGGAUUACGUCGGCACUCGUGUUAUUUUAACACCAUUAACACCAUUAACCCAUUUUAACACCAUUAAUCCGGAGGUGUUGAUUGAAUGAUGUUGGCCAUGCACCUGACUGUAUCAGUAUUAGUGGAUCAGUGCAUUCGCUUCUUAAAGACGUUGGAAGUCGAGGGUCCUGAGUCUAGUCCCACCGUGAACAAAAAUAAAUUGCAAUGUUCCGGACUACUCCUGUCCCCUUGAGCAAAGCACCAAACCCCCCAGUUUUAGCUCAGGGUAACACUGCCAGCCCCUGGGGUGCCCCCUCUGACACCCCUCCUUUCUCUCUCAGGUUCUGAGUUGUGUGUAAUCACAAAAUAAAGUUUUGAAUAUUUUUAAUAUCUAAAUAUAACCAAAAUAAUACAUAUAGGAACGCUUGAAAAAGUGAUUAAAACAUGCGUGUUAUUUAUUUUUUAUUUUUUUUUACUGAGGCAGCAGGUGUAAUUCCGGUAUUCAUCUUACCACUAGAUGGCAGCACUGUAUCGAAAAUCGGCCCUUGUUGAUUUGUAUAGUGGAGUCAAUUUAGAGUCGCCAAUGAACAUGCGUGUUUUUGGAAAAAAAACGUGGGAAACAUGCAAACUCCACACAAAGAUGCCCAAGCGGAGAAUCGAACCCAGGUAUUCAGUGGAAAUCAUGUAAUUCACAAUAUAUAAAUAAAAGCGGGAACUUAUACCUCACCCUGUCAGAUCUUAUUGUAGCGAUGCUCUAUUCCGGUGGUCUCAAACUGCGGCCCGUGGGCCAAAUUCGGCCCGUGGGAUGCUAGUUUGAGGCCCCCCAUCUUGAUAUGAAAGUUUAAUGGUAGUGCGGCCCGUGCAAGUUUGGUAUCAUGAACACAGAAAUGAUAGCUUUGUGCCUGCCGGACACAAUUGACGCAAUUUUUUCAGAUGUAGCGAUGCUAACUUGCUAAUUGGGUAAAAGGGUUAAGUUUCAUUAAUGUUCAUGU